AAGGUUGUACACAUACACACUGACAAGCAAAAUGAGUUUGAGCAAGGAAAGUAAAGAAAACUUUUUCGAAAGUAUUCUUAAUAAAUAUCUGAAACUGUUAAAAGAGAAACCACUUAUCACAAAGUGCUGUACAAGUGCAUCAGUGUCAGCUUUAGGUAAUUUCAUCUCACAGAAAGUUGCUCCACAUCCAGACGGGAAAGUGAAAUGGAGGAGUGUCGCUUCAUAUGCAACAUUCGCGUUCUGUCUAAGUGCCCCUAUUAUCCAUUAUUUCUACAUGCUUUUGGAGAAGAUACAACCCCGGAAGGAGAAACCGAGCCAGAUAGAUAAUAUUAAACGACUGUUGAUUGACAGAUUCUUGUUCACUCCUCCAUUUAUACUACUCUUCUUAUACGUAGUUACAAUUCUAGAGGGUCAAGGUUCAGCAGUUGCUAUGGAAAAAAUACGAACCCAGUUCUGGACGAUCUUAAAGAUGAAUUGGAAAGUGUGGACAAUCUUCACAUUUAUAAACGUUAAUUACAUUCCAGUUAGAUACCGUGUAUUAUUUGGAAACAUGGUUGGACUGUUCUGGUCAGUGUUUGUAGCAGUGAAAAGACGUCAGAUGGGAGUGUGAAAAAUCUAAAUAUAGACAUGUGUAUAUAGUGACCAUUCAUUGGCUGCAUUUAAUCAUGUGAUAUAAUUAUACUGUGUGUAAAAUACAGUCAAUAACCCUGUAUUCAUGCAUAGUCAUUGUGUAUAUACAUAUUUGUCAAAUGGUCGUGAAUCUUGAAGCGGCCUUUACCUUUUAUUUUUUUGUAGGUAAAACAAUUCUGUGUUGUUUCGAACUAAGUAUUUCAGUAACUUUAUCUUGAAAAAGUGUGUCAUAUCACUGUUGAGCCUUUUCACAGUUGAGCGUCCAAAGAGCUAUUUAUAACAUGGCAGUGACAUUCGUUUCGGGAAACAAAGUGUCCGCUUUACUAAUUUACAUAUAUAGAGUGGACCGGUAGAUUAGAGGUGUCACAGGGUUUCCUUAGUGUGUAUGUAUUUUAACGGGGGUAAAUUUCAUUUUCUGCCCUUUAUGCCUUAAUUCUUUUGAUUGACAAUAAUAUAUGAAACAAUUUAUCUUAAAAUAACAUAUUUAAGCUAAAGAAAAGUCGAAGGCUGCUUUAAUCCUUCGACUAUGAUAAAAGUAUCAAAGCAACUCAUUAUCACUAGAUUUUAACCAAUUUUUUUUUAAAUUUUUUGAAAAUGUUACUAUAAUACAAAUAUUGUCAGUUGAUCAAAGAAAUACAUACAAGCUUGUAUAAGGCAACUUACAAUGUACAUGAUUUACCUAAGAUAUCCCUUAGUCAGUAUGUAACAGGGUACAAAAAUGUUGAAAAAAUUAUUGAAAUAGUUGAUUUUUAAUUUUUGGCAUAUUACCUAUAUGAAAGGCAUUGAAGUAAUUUUGAUAUAUGUCAUGGAUAUUUAACUUUUUAGCUCACCUGUCACAAAGUGACAGGGUGAGCUUUUGUGAUCGCUUUUCGUCCGGCGUCCGUCCGUCCGUUGUCCGUCCGUCCGGCAACUUUUGCUUUAAAUGACAUCUCCUCAUAAACCACUGAGCCAAUUUCAUCCAAACUUCACAGGAAUGUUCCUUUGGUGGUCACCUUUAAAAAUUGUUCAAAGAAUUUAAUUCCAUGCAGAACUCUGGUUGCCAUGGCAACCGAAAGAAAAAUCUUUAAAUAUCUUCUUUUAAACAACCCUAAGAGCUAGAGCUUAGAUAUUUGGCAUGAAACAUCUUCUAGUGAGUGUCUACCAAGUUUGUUCAAAUAAAAGCCCUGGGGUCAAAAUUGGCCCCGCCCCAGGGGGUCAUUGAUUUUCCCUAUAUGCAUAUAGUAAAAACUUAAAAAAAUCUUCUUUUAAAGAACCCAAAGAGCUAGAGCUAAGAUAUUUGGCAUGAAAACAUCUUCUAGUGAGUGUCUACCAAGUUUGUUCAAAUAAAAGCCCUGGGGUCAAAAUUGGCCCCGCCCCGGGGGGUCAUUGAUUUUCCCUAUAUGCAUAUAGUAAAAACUUAAAAAUCUUCUUUUAAAGAACCGUAAGAGCUAGAGCUUAGAUAUUAAGCAUGAAACAUCUUCUAGUGAAUGUCUACCAAGUUUGUUCAAAUAAAAGCCCUGGGGUCAAAAUUUGCCCCGCCCCAGGGGGUCAUUGAUUUUCCCUAUAUGCAUAUAGUAAAAACUUAAAAAAUCUUCUUUUAAAGAACCCAAAGAGCUAGAGCUAAGAUAUUUAGCAUGAAAGAUCUUCUAGUAAGUGUCUACCAAGUUUGUUCAAAUAAAAGCCCUUGGGUCAAAAUUGGCCCCACCCCGGGGAGUCAUUGAUUUUCCCUAUAUGCAUAUAGUAAAAACUUAAAAAAUCUUCUUUUAAAGACCAUAAGAGCUAGAGCUUAGAUAUUUGGCAUAAAACAUCUUCUAGUGAGUGUCUACCAAGUUUGUUCAAAUAAAAGCCCUGGGGUCAAAAUUGACCCCGCCCCAGGGGGUCAUAGAUUUUCCCUAUAUGCAUAUAGUAAAAACUUAAAAAAUCUUCUUUUAAAGAACCCAAAGAGCUAGAGCUAAGAUAUUUAGCAUGAAACAUCUUCUAAUAAGUGUCUACCAAGUUUGUUUAAAUAAAAGCCCUGGGGUCAAAAUUGGCCCCGCCCCAGGGGGUCAUUGAAUUUCCCUAUAUGCAUAUAGUAAAAACUUAAAAUCUUCUUUUUAAGAACUCAAAGAGCUAGAGCUAAGAUAUUUAGCAUGAAACAUGUUCUAAUGAUGUCUACCAAGUAUGUUCAAAUAAAAGCCCUGGGGUCAAAACUGGCCCUGCUCGGGGGGGGGGGGGUCAUUGAUUUUCCUUAUAUGUGUAUAGCAAAAACUUAAAAAUCUUCUUUGAAAAAACCCAAAUAGCUAGAGUUUAGAUAUUAAGCAUGAAACAUCUUUAAGUAAAUAUCUACAAAGUUUGUUCAAAUAAAAGCCCGGGGGUCAAAACUGGCCCUGCCCCAGGGGUGUCAUUGUUUUUAACUAUAUGUGUAUAGUAAAAACUUAAAAAAUCUUCUUUUAAAAAACCCAAUAAGCUAGAACUUAGAUGUUUAGCAUGAAACAUCUUCUUAUGGGUGUCUACCAAGUCUGUUCAAAUAAACAAAUAAAAGCCCUUGGGUAAAAAUUGGCCCGGGGGUGGGGGGGGCCUAUAUACAGGUGAGCGACCUCAGGGCCAUCAUGGCCCUCUUGUUUUCUAAUGUUAGAUUUUUUUAAAAACUUUUUGGUUCAACUUUUAAUGGUGUGUAGUUUUAGAUAAACAACAAAGGAAUAUAAACAAAAAAGGAAUCAAAGCUUUAUGUUUUUAUUGUACAACAGUAGUACUGUACUGUUGUAUGCUUGUAGCAAUAAUCAGGUACAAAUGGAGUUGUUUUAGUAAGGGGGAAUAACUUUUACCCAAUUUUACAGGAGUUUUACAAAAGGGAGACUACUUUUGAAAAGAAAGCACUAUGUCAUGUCUCAUUUCAUAUUUAUCCGUUAUUAUUUGCUUAAAUUUUGGUAUUUAGCUUUAAUAUUUUAUUGGAAUCCUUGCAAGAGUAUUGAUUUCUGGCAACACAUGAUUGUAAACUUAAAACCUGACAAAUUUAUUGUCUAUUUUUUUUUUUUUUUUUUUCAUUUGGUAAUAAAUAAGAUUUUUGAGGACAGUUUUGGGGUAAAAAAAUUCUUACUUGGUUGACUUAUUACCAGUGGUUCCUGAACAGCUUUUCUAAACAUUUACUGUUACCAUAAGUAACUGAGUGAAGCAGAACUGCCAUACCUAGGUUGUGACAACACAUGUCGUAUGAAAAUUAAAUCAAAAUACUUAACAAAAAUGUUUUUACUUUUAAUAUCUAUAUUUGGAAGUCUAUACUUUUGAUUUUUUUGUUAAGCAUGAAAUCUAUGAUGGAAUGUAAUUUAAUUUUAAUGUAAUUUUCAUGUUCAUUAUACUUUUUGCACUUUUGCUUUUUUAUCGUUUUUUUUUUAUACUAGCAUGUUAGUAUAUUCUGUAUUUAAAUACAUAUGUAGAUGAUUUAAUAAGUCACAUAUUUUCUGUAUUUUAGCAGAAUUGUUUUACUACAUAUGUUUAUAUUUAAGACAGAGGCUUAUUUGUUAUGAUCUGUAUCAUUGAAAGCUCAUAGAGUUAUAUAAUACAUGUAUAUAUAAUUAUACAUAUUGCAAGGUCAACAAAUUUUUUAUGCUGCAAAUAUACUUAUAUCAUUUGAAGCUGUGGAUUAAAUACAUACAAACCUUUAAAAUUUAUAGCUGGCCCGCUUAGCUCAAGAGCAAGACCAUCAGAUUUGUAACCAAGGGGUUGCAGGUUCGAUCCUUUGGCUAGGGGAAAUAACUCUUUGACAAUUAACCUUGGAUUUUGAGCCUAAUGUAUCGCUAGCCCCUGAUUCUGAAAUUGUGCAGGUUUAUUAGUCGGUCACUUGCAGAUUAAUUUACAUUUUUGUUUAUUUUUAUUACCUCUUCCAUACCACUUGAGGACAAAAAUAUAUUUUGAUCAUGUAAAUCUUUGAAUAUAUUAAUGCUAUUAAAAUAAGGACUUACCAAUAGUUAAUAAUGAAAACGUUUAAGGUUAAAAUAUAAAAACUACUAACUUACCGUAAUUAUAAAAUGACUGCCCGGCUCUGUUUAAAAUUUGAACGCUACCAAUACAUUUUGAACCGUACUUGUAUUUAUAGAAAUUUUCAUGUGGAUUAUUGAUUACUUUUGCAUUGUAAAAUAUAAAAUUGAACAUAUUAUUAUGUUUUUGACAUAAUAAUUGGUAUAUCCAUUCUUGGACAUGAGUUUGUGAUAUAAAUGUUGUUGUUGGUUUUUUUUCAUGAUCAAGGACUGGAAAGGGUCCUAUAGACAACUUGUGUUAUGUCCAUUAAAGGCCCAUUAAGUCCCAAAAAUAUGUCAAAAAAGAGUUGAAUUCACUUCAAAAGUAUGGUAAAGGUUUUUACUUUUUAUUUUUAUCAAACAGUAUUUUGUAAGAUUUGUUGUAAAUUUCUAUAAUAUCAGGUAAUUUUAGUAUUUUUGGUAAAUUUAUGAUUGUGAUAAUUUGAAAUGAUUGUAUACAUGUUUAUGAAAUUAUUUACAUGAAUGUGGAUAAUUGUAGUAAAUUGUUUUUUCUAGAAAUAUAUUUGAAUCAAAUAAAAUUGUUUAAGCAGUA
Messenger RNA from Ruditapes philippinarum (Manila clam), 5154 nucleotides. Its product is annotated as peroxisomal membrane protein 2-like. Gene Ontology annotation, cellular component: membrane; cytoplasm. The transcript has 5 exons. The record is from RefSeq and is a predicted model, not a curated record. NCBI's taxonomy places the organism in Eukaryota, Metazoa, Mollusca, Bivalvia, Venerida, Veneridae. Bases 32 to 610 code for a protein of 192 amino acids.